AUGUUGGACAGAGCUAUUGCUUUCCUUUUCCUCCACUUUGUCAUGUGUUCCCGUUCUUCUCCUCUCUAUCCACCACUCAGAUAUAAUCCAAUAUCCAUUUCUGGCAAAGCAGGGAGCUUUCAACUACAAGAAAUUAGUCCUGUACAUAGCCACAAUCUUUCAGUAGAAGAACAUGUAGAGAACUUUCUCAGCCCCGUUGACAAAAGACUCCAGCGUCAUGCAGAUGCCAUAUUCACCGACAGUUACCGGAAGGUCCGAGGAAAGGUAUCAGCACGGAAAUUAUUACAGGGCAUAAUUGGGAAAAGAUUUAAGAAAGAAAGCCUGGGAGAUGAGCUACAUGAAAUCUUGACUAGGCGCCAGUCUGAUAGCAUUAUGAUGGAUAGUCACUAUUAUCAAGAGAUGGUACUUAGGAAUUUCUUGGGAGCAAUGUUACAGAAUCAAGGACUUCAGUAUGUUGAUAAUGACAAUUUAGAAGAUUUUACCAGUGUUCUGAUCAAAGUGAUGGAACUGUAGACUGACUUCAUCCCUUCCCUUUCUCAUUUUGGUCACUGCAGUUCUCAGGAUUGGCAUAAACUGCAGGAAUGUGUGUGUGUGUGUGUGUAAGGCUUCUAAAGCUGUGGAAAGAAAUGAACAGGACACCUAACUGAUAACCAAUAUUACUGAAAUCUCCUUCUAUAAACAUAGGACAAAAAUUGAAAGCAAAUGUUUAUAUGUGGAAUUGUUUCCUGUUUAAUUUAUGCCAGAUAAGAAUGCUUAUUGUAUAGUAGCCUCAUUUCAGUUUGAAAAAUAAACGGCCGCUGUAGAAAAAUGCUAUCUCCAAAUUAUUUUAUUCUACUAAGACUCCAUAAUCAACCAUGCCAUUGAGUUGUCUGACAUAAUGAAAACAUGGGGAUUGUACUGUGAGUUUAAAUUGAGAAGUGCUGAAUGGAAAGCAUUCAUUGACUUCUGGUUUCAGCACCAUGGAGAGUUUUUGAUUGCUAUGCAGUCUUGAUAGUGUGUAAAGAAUUUGUCAGAGGUUUUCUGAUUCUUCAAAGUGUAUUUUAACUGCUUUUUAUCAUCCAAAAUUUUCUUGCAUUUUCACACAAAAUAUGGAAAUGCUCUUCUAUAACUACUUGAAGCAUAAGCUUGACAAUGUUUGCUUUAGAGAAUCACAAUAUAAUAAAAGAAAUUGCAAUUGGCUAGACCUUUUGUCUUAUUCUCUUUAUUUCAUUGAGGAGGUGGUAGAAAAAGAUUUUAAAAAAUGUCAAGUUGGGAGCCCAUCUGUUUCUAAAGUUCUUACUGAUUGACAAGGCGGUUGUACCACAAAUCAAAGUACUUACACAUUCAAGCAAACACAACAUGUGGGGGAUUUUUCUUCUUAAAAAAAAA
Messenger RNA from Thamnophis elegans (Western terrestrial garter snake), 1368 nucleotides. RefSeq names its product growth hormone releasing hormone (gene GHRH). The transcript has 5 exons. Gene Ontology annotation, cellular component: perikaryon; extracellular region; terminal bouton. The coding region runs from base 1 to 513 and encodes 170 amino acids. The record is from RefSeq and is a predicted model, not a curated record. Gene Ontology annotation, molecular function: growth hormone-releasing hormone receptor binding; growth hormone-releasing hormone activity; peptide hormone receptor binding. NCBI's taxonomy places the organism in Eukaryota, Metazoa, Chordata, Lepidosauria, Squamata, Natricidae. Gene Ontology annotation, biological process: adenylate cyclase-activating G protein-coupled receptor signaling pathway; growth hormone secretion; positive regulation of growth hormone secretion.